GCGCCACCUGACCUACCUGCCUUGAAAGUGAGGCAUUGUAGGUACUGUAUGCCAGUCACGAUGAACAUAGUCUACGUCGCUGUGGUGCUAGCGUCGUUGAUGCAGUUGUCAUCAGCGUUAGAGUGUGUCAGCUGUGAGAACGCCACCUGUAUCCCCCCACCCCCGACAUGUGAGAUUGGUCAGCGGCCGUGUUCCUGUUGUUUGGAAUGCAGAGUUGGACUUGGAGGCGAAUGUGGACCAUUCUCAGUCGAAUGUAAUGCCAAUUUAGUGUGUCUGACUAACAACGGCGCCUACAACGGUCGUCCCCCUUACUGGACCGGUCUCGUGGGGAAAUGCAUACUACCCUCGGGCCUCCUGCCAUCUACUGCUACGCCGUCACAAAUCAUACCAACGUUGCCAAAGUUAUUGACGAAAAAUGUCGGCUAGUGGGAAAGAAAUCAAUCCUUCUAUUUUUAAACAUGUUUGUAUAUGGUGAAAGAAUAAAGAGAAUGCUCUAAUACUA
This is a messenger RNA of Haliotis rufescens (red abalone), 502 nucleotides long. RefSeq names its product single insulin-like growth factor-binding domain protein-2. The transcript is spliced from 3 exons. Bases 49 to 426 code for a protein of 125 amino acids. Lineage: Eukaryota; Metazoa; Mollusca; Gastropoda; Lepetellida; Haliotidae. The record is from RefSeq and is a predicted model, not a curated record.